Messenger RNA from Ornithodoros turicata, 494 nucleotides. Its product is annotated as neprilysin-3-like. The transcript has 3 exons. Bases 201 to 494 code for a protein of 97 amino acids. The record is from RefSeq and is a predicted model, not a curated record. Gene Ontology annotation, biological process: proteolysis. NCBI's taxonomy places the organism in Eukaryota, Metazoa, Arthropoda, Arachnida, Ixodida, Argasidae. Gene Ontology annotation, molecular function: metalloendopeptidase activity.
UGCUGGAGAUCGUAAAGAGCGUUUUCAACAAUAUCAGCAUAAGCGUCAGCAAAGAAGAACCCGUUAUUGUGUGGGAAACGGAGUACUAUAAAUCAGUAUUCGACUUCCUCGGCACUGUGAACAGGAGCACCCUGCACAACUACUUUGGCUUUCAUAUACUUUUAAAUCUUGGAUCGCGUACAAGUGAGCGUCUCCGCAAUAUGGAACAUGAGCUGCAGAAAGCAGUCACAGGAGCCGCUAAGCCUAAAGAAAGAUGGGUGACGUGCAUCAACGAUCUUCAGAAAUAUGCUACCUUUGCAUUGGGACGCAUCUACGUAGGUAAAAUGUUCACACCUGAGGCUAAGGAGGAGACGAAGACAUUUGUGGAGGAGUUAAAGAAAACAUUCCACGAGCUCAUAGAAAACAAGACAUGGAUGGACAAUAGCACAAAAGAGAAGGCUUUGAAUAAGGUAGUGGUCAUCACAUUAUGGAACUCUCUCCACGACCAUUCGUAA